Molecule: messenger RNA, 1704 nt
Organism: Fonsecaea multimorphosa CBS 102226
Lineage: Eukaryota; Fungi; Ascomycota; Eurotiomycetes; Chaetothyriales; Herpotrichiellaceae
Exons: 4
Coding region: 1-1704 (567 amino acids)
Molecular function (GO): ubiquitin binding; phosphatidylinositol binding
Source: RefSeq, a predicted model, not a curated record
AUGAAGAAGUUCCUGGGAAACAUCAAGAAGAAGAGCUCCAGUCCCGACCGAAAUGGGAGCAGCGGCACCACCUUUGUUCUGCCACAAGGCGACUCGCCUGAGGCUGUCGUGGUUCGUGAAGUCACGGCAUUCUGCGAAUCCGGUGCCCCCAAUUCUGAUACCGCCGGCGAAGAAUACCUCCACCUGCCAGCCAUAGUUGAUGCCGCUGAAUCCAGUCCUACCGCGGCCAAAGAGGCGGCUGCAACCAUCCGACGAUAUCUGGGUAAAGAUCACUACCAAAGAGGAUUUGCGCAGUACAACGCUGUCAUGCUCACCCGCAUCCUGACCGACAACCCUGCCCAAGCCUUCACUCAGAAUUUCGAUCACAAGUUUGUCGCGACCGUGAAAGAGCUCCUGCGGGAAGGCAAGGACACUAGCGUACAGCAGAUACUCAGGGAAACGUUGGACUACUUUGAGUUCGAGAAAGCGCCUACAAAUGAUAGCCUUGGCCCGCUGAUGGAGAUGUGGAAGAAGGAGAAAGGAAAGAAGAAUGCUCUGCGCCCUCCGGCACAGACACCGGGCGGCUACUCCGGCCAGUAUAACCAGCAACAGUCUAGACGCCGGGACACGCUUCCACCACCUGACGAGUUGGUCGGACGGAUCGAAGAAGCAAAGACGACAGCUCGACUACUUGUCCAGACCGUCCAGUCGACGCCUCAGGCGGAGCUAUUGGCGAAUGACCUGGUCAAAGAGUUUGCGGAGCGAGCCAAAGCCAUGCAGAGGAGCAUUCAGUCGUACUUGAAUGCCCAGAAUCCUGCACCCGACCCUGACACGACGCUGACUUUGAUCGAGACGAAUGAUCAGCUAAACAUUGCCAUGUCGAAACAUCAGAGAGCGGUCCUGCAAGCUCGGAAAGCCACUGGACUGGCAACACCUAGCCCUCAACCACAGCCGGAGCCCCAGCAGAAUCCCCUAUUCGCGCCCCAACAGCACGUCCCGGGUCAGAAUGUCUAUGCUCAGACAUCUCAGCCUCAGUCCAUGCCGCCCGACCAUGGACCGUACUCUUCCUCACCUCCUCGUCGGCAAAACACCGUCCCCACGCCCGUGAGUCCUCUGCGGAGGGAAGAGGCAGAAGAGCUAUAUGCGCCGCCUCCGGGGCCGCCUCCAAGCAAAAUGGGAGCACCGCAAAACCCAACGCCACCAACGAGCCAGAAUCCCUACGAUUUCUCCCAUGCCGCCGCCUUUUCGUCUGCCUAUGCCGCUCCUGAACAGGCUCCUCCAGUGCCGACGCGGGUUCGUCCAGUAUCACACGCCUAUUCAUCCAGUGCCGACUACGGUGUGGCUGAAAAUCCAUUCGCCGACGACGGGUAUGGAGCUCCACAAUCACAAGCGAGAUCGAAUGCGCUGUUUGACAGACCUCAAAACACACCCUCACCGAAUCCUCCUCAGCAAUACUCAACGAAUCAGCAUCCACAAGAAUUGCCGAGCGAUCAGCACCGGCCUGGGCCUUACAAUCCAGGUUACCAACCAACGCCGAGCUAUAUACACCGACAAGAAUCAUCGGCAGAUCAUCUCACGAUGCAUGGAGGAAGCCCGCCUUCUUCUGCGACAGCGCCCAACGGGAGAUCAUCGUAUCCGCCGAGUAGUGGCUAUGGAAGCAACCCUGUAAGCCCUGUUGAUGAGACACAGGGCGUGGGCAGGAGAAUGAAUGAUUUACACAUUUGA